AGAUGAGAAGUCAUUUCACAACAGUCGGACCAAAGGAGAAAGCAGGGAACAUACAAGAAUGGAAAAAGCUCUGUUCAUCAUAGCGGCAUCAGGCCUGUGUGCCGUCGCCUCAGAUGUUAAACAUUACUACCAGUUUGUUUAUGAGCUGAAGAACUGGACUGAAGCGCUGAGUUACUGCAGAGACAAAUACACAGACCUGGCUACUGUAGAAGACUUUAAGGAUGUGCAGAUGCUGAACAGCACAGUAGAUUUAAGCAAAAUGACCACCAUGGAAUACGGCAAUCGAGCCUGGAUCGGGCUGUAUGAUGACGUGAACAGCUGGAGGUGGCCAAUGUCAGAAAACAGUGAGGCUGAGUUCAGAAACUGGUCACCUGGACAACCAGAUAACCGAUGGAUUAACGAAUAUUGCGUACGGAUGCUUGAUGGACUAUGGUUUGAUUCACCUUGUGUGAAUGUGUACAGAUUUGUCUGCUCUGAUAACAGAGGGUCGACUAGGACAUUUGUCUACAUUAACAAUCCAAUGUCAUGGGCGAACGCCCAGAGCUACUGCAGAGUUCAUUACACAGACCUGGCCAGUGUGAUGAACAUGACAGAGAACCAGAAGAUAGAUAACCUGGUACCUACAGGGCUAAUAGUGUGGAUUGGCCUUUUCAGAGAGUCCUGGAAGUGGACAGAUGGAAGUAAACCCUCAUAUAUAUAUUGGAAAACAAAUGAACCCAAUAACAAGAAUGGAGCAGAGUCUUGUGUGGCAGCAAACUUUGAAGACAAUGCAAAAUGGGAGGACUGGAGUUGUGACUGGAAGAAGGAAUUUGUUUGCAAUGUUGCACCUGUUUACAAGGAAGUAGUGAGAGUGAAUCUGAUAAACUCUGCUCUGGAUCUGACCCAACCUGAUGUGAUGGAAGCCAUGCUGAACCAGAUCCAACAGAAGCUGAAGGAGCAGGGAGUAAAGGGAGACGUCAAACUGAGCUGGAGGAAGCAGUCAGAUGGAUCAGUCUUCCACAAGGACGAGGAAACGAAGAAGAGCAUCGUCUGAAAAUAGUUCAAGAAAUGUUGUUUUCUCCUUCGACCUUUCAAGUGCUAUUGUGCCAUAUUAUCAUAUUAUUCUACACUUUGUGUGAAUAUCUUCAUCCAAAUAAAACACAAAUCUAAUUUUGAUGUCUUUACAUAGUUUUAUUCUUACCUGUUAACAUUUAAAACACGGGACGUUUGCUGGGUAUUUGGUGACAGUACACUGUAAUUUUAAUACAUGCGGUUUUUCGCUGUUGCACUUUACAGACAGCUGAGUAUUUGGUGCAGUAGAAACAGAAUUAGAAGCUGAUUGAGGCUGUAAAGAUGGCGCACUCUUCACAA
This is a messenger RNA of Oreochromis aureus, 1350 nucleotides long. Its product is annotated as macrophage mannose receptor 1-like. The record is from RefSeq and is a predicted model, not a curated record. Bases 59 to 1033 code for a protein of 324 amino acids. The transcript is spliced from 6 exons. Lineage: Eukaryota; Metazoa; Chordata; Actinopteri; Cichliformes; Cichlidae.